CAAGCACCACCCAAUAGGCUAAUAAUUAACUGAUACAGAUAGCAAGAAUUCUCCUAGAGAGAGACUCAGAGAGUCUGAGAGAGAACCUGGGAUGCGAGAGAGCUGCUAUUCCUCCUUGUUUAAUGUUGGUCGGAAGGGAACAGUUGAUGCUUUGAUUUUCCACCAUUUUCAAUUAGCAACCUGACUAUGGGUAACCGACGACCCCUGUGCACAGAUACGGGUGCGGGUAUUCUAUGAUCCCCUGAAAGGCUUCAGCGUGAAGUGAUGAUAAAGCAUCGGGCAACAAUCACAUCUGGGACCAUCUUAUCAAGAAAUCCGUGAUUAAUAUCAGUUACAAGGAGUAUCGAAUAUCUUUUCCUCCUCUGCCGAAGAUUUACGUGGCAUUCCUGCAUCUGCUAUGGCCUCUAGUAAGCUGGUUCAGCGGAAAGACCAUAUCUUUGAACUGUUACGUGACAAGAACAGUGCAAAGCCAAUUGUUCUUGUGGGUGAUUCUGGUGUUGGGAAAACAUGGACAGCUAGACAGAUAAGUAACUGUGCUGUUAAAGAGGGUCUAUUUGAGUUUGCUGUCUGGGUUUUCCUCGACAUAGAAUUUGAUGGUGAUGCUCUUCACGAUAGGGUUGCUCAUCAAUUGUCUAUCCGUUCUGCUGUUGAUGAGUGGGACCCUGAAGAUGGCAUUGACGAAGCAGAUAACCAUAAAACCUCACAACAUUCGAUAUCUGAUUUCUCUAAGGGAAAGAGGUUUCUUCUAAUUUUGGAUAGCUGUAGAAACGAUACAGAUGAAAAAGACGUGCUGUCAAAAUUGAUAAACCUGCUAAAUCUUCCCAACGAAAGUUCAUUCAAGGUUAUAAUCACUAGUGCAAAGAGCAUCGACAGUUAUGCUCCCACGGAAUACGAAAGUGUGAUGUUGGAGCCUUUGUCUCUGGAAGAAUCACGGGCCUUAUUGCGAGAAAGGGUUGGGGAUGGGGUGAUGUCCAAGCUUUUGUCUGUGGAAGAAUCACGGGCCUUAUUGCAAGAAAAGGUUGGGGAUGAUGAGCCAUCCAUUAGUGAUCUAGCUGAGAAAUUCAUGGAAAAUAGAAAAUAUUUGCCUCGUUCAAUUAUCUUGAUGGCAAAAGCCAUAAGGUAUUUCAGUCUACAGGAUUCCGGGCCACAGAUGAUUAAGAGUGCUUUGGAGCAAGCAUCUGGUGAUAAAAGCUAUGAUAUAAAACAGCUACUCGAGAGUGGGUAUGACGGGUUGCCAAGGAAUGUCUUGAUUGACUGUUGUAGGCGUUGGAGUGACUUCUCUCGUAGCCGUGGAAGCAUUCAUUACAAUGAGUUGAUAGCUCACUGGAUACUGGAAGGGUAUUUUGGCCAUGUCGAUUGGAUUGAGGUAGCAUAUGAGAAGGGCCAUUCUGUUCUGAUGGAGCUUGUGGAUUGUCAGGUGCUGAAAAACCUGGAGGGUGGUUAUGUAACAAUGGAUAGAGCAAUCUCAAAUAAGGAUGAGUACAACUGUUACGGGGGGAGAGCGAGUCUUGGGUUAGCUGAUGUGUUAGCAGAUCUUGAGUGGGAAGGCUUUGGCAGAAUUACUUGGACAGAUGGAAUGAUAAAGUCGCUUCGCAGUGGUAAAAAGGAGCGGAAACUCUCAACGGUUUUCCUCAGUGGAAACCGCUGUGUUGAAUUUCUAUAUGACGAUUCUGUUGGGUCGAAACAGGAGAUUGGCAUUCUUGCCUUUUUCAACCCGACCUUCAACUCGCUGGCACAUCUCUUGUCUGACAUGCACAAACUUUUUGUGCUUGUACUAAGAGGUUGUGAAUUUUUGGAAAAUAUCGAUCACAAGUUCAACUUUAAAAGAUUGACAGUUCUUGAGAUAUCCAAUGCGAGCUCAUUGAAGACCAUUCCGAAUGAUUUUUUUGACCACGUGCUCCAACUUCGAAGCUUGCAUAUAUCUGAACUGAAGGUUGAGUCUUUACCUUCGUCUAUGGAAAACCUCAGGGAAUUGCGAUGGCUCAUCCUUAGGGAUUGUUCUUCUUUUAAAAGACUAAUUAGUCUGAAAAAUUUCAAAAAUCUCAUGGUUCUUGAUGUUUCCGGGGCUACAUCUUUGACAAAUUUUAAAGACAAAUCCUUCAAAGUCAAUACAAAACUUCAAACGAUUAAUCUUUCCCGUACCUCUAUAAGAACAUUACCAAAACUUCUGAAUCUUGGAGAACUGACUCAUUUCUCACUAAGUGGCUGCGAAUCCUUGGACAGACUUCCCAAAACUGAUGCACUCUCACACCUCAAAUCUCUUGAUCUUUCAGGUGCUAAAAGUUUUAAGGAGUUUCAUGAGCUAUCAUUACCGAAUCGUGGUAGCCUCAAGAUACUUGAUCUAUCGGAUACCCCUUUAGCAAAUCUGCCUUCCUUGUUUAACCCUCGUCAUCUCCUUUUAAAACGUUGCCCUCAGCUGAAGAAACUGACAUGCAUUGAAGCAUUUGAAGGCCUACAGGAACUUGAUCUUUCAGGUACAAAAAGUCUAGUUGAAAUUGAGGAAUUCAGCCGUCUGACUUCUCUUCAAAUUCUCAACCUUUCGGAAACUAGCAUCACAGCUCUACCAUCCCUUUCCAAAGCUUGUGGCAUCCGCAAGCUCUUGUUAUCCGGCUGCAGUUCUUUGACAGCAAUAACAGAUGCAUCCUUUGACAAAUUGACCUCCCUUGAGCAUCUUGACCUCUCUGGGACAAUGAUUGAAUCUCUGCCAUGCCUUUCACUCUCUACCGUCCUUUCUGUCCUCUCACUGAAAGAUUGUUCAAAAUUGAGCUCACUUCCACCCCUGCAACAUCUAACGAAUCUCCAGGAGCUAAAUUUAUGCGGUGUUGCGGCUUUGGAUGAAACCAGAGCUGAUUUUUUGGAAGGCAUGAGCCAAAUUCGGAUUCUUAAUCUAUCCAAAACUGGUAUUAAAGAGUUGAAAUCCAUGUCAAACCUCACAAGCCUGAAGAAACUUUUUUUAAGAGGUUGUAAGAAAUUACAAACAGUGCAGAAUUUGGGAGAGCUCACGGCGCUUGAGGUACUGGAUCUUUCGGAAUCCGGAGUCACUCAAUUACCUCCCCUUGGCAAUUUUAGAAAGCUCAGACAGCUCCUCCUUGGUGACCGUUCAAGAUUGGAAGGGUUUCCGGUGGGGAUGACUGUUGGUGAUCUUCCCAACAGAAUCUCAGAGUUGACUGAUCUUGAGUACCUUCAUUUGCCGAACACGAAUAAUGUUCAAGGAUCUGAGAGCAGAAAUACAACUUCACAGCAAGAAGAAGUGGAUCCUAAACAGUGGGCCAUCUUCCGUUUUCCUGAUGAAACACCUGGGGUCAGUGAAAGGCCUCCCAUAUCUUAUAGUGGCAUUCAAUUUCUUCAAUCUUCGAAGGAAAAUCCCACUUCACUUGAAGAAACCUUAAGGCGAUUUCAUUUCUGUAUUCAUCCCACUGAGGCUCAACCUAAUAAUGGGCACACACAUCGCUGUAGAAAUGAUUUUAUAUUCAGAGAUAUCCGCUUCCCAGUUGCAGAGUUUGGUCGUUUUAAAGAGAAAAAAUCAUUGGAGAUCCAUGGAUUCAACUUUUUCCCCACGGGUAUUGAGGAUGUUCUCUGCAAUGCGGACUGUGUGUUUUUCAUUGAUGAUACAUUCAAGUUAUCUGGUAUUAAUGCAGCCAGCCUAAAGGAAAUGAAAGGCUGUUGGAUUGAAAGAUGCACAGAAAUGGAGAGUUUUUUGAAUGCAAGAGAGGAAGAUGAUGCCACUAAGCCGGGAAUAGCAUUGGAGGAGUUGGGGAUUUCAAAUGCUAUUAAUUUGCAUACUAUUCUCAGUGGGACACUGCCUCGGAGAUUUGAAAACCUCAAAAGUCUAUAUCUCGAUUGUUGCCCGAAGCUUUCAAAUGUUUUCUCGGCAUCUUCCUUGCCAGAAAACCUCAAAGUUCUUCAAAUCAAAUUUUGUGAUAAUUUGGAGAAUAUGUUUACAACAUCACAAGAGCCUGAAUUGCGACAUUUAGAGACAUUGUGUCUGUGGGAACUACCAGAACUGAAGAGAAUUGGAUGCAGAUUGCCAUCUCUACACACUCUAAAAGUUUGGGAGUGUCCAAAGCUGCAGAAAUUAGAUUACAGUAUCCACUCAGUACAAAAGUUACAGAGUUUAUGGAUUUCCAAUGUUGUUGAUUUGAAGAGCAUCUGCAGUGGUAGCCAUCAACCUGGGGGUCUAAGCAACCUUGAAACUUUGGUUGUUGAGUGUUGCCCCAUGCUUGAAAACGUUUUCUCUACACCCGAAACACCACAAAGUCUCAAGACUCUCAAAAUCAAAUCUUGCAACCGAUUGAAGACUGUGUUCGAACAUGACGCAUCAUCAGACCGUACAUUGCAUGAGCUACAAACACUGCAUUUGUACGAACUGCCGAAAUUGGAGAAAAUUGGAGGCAGACUGCUGGCUGUGGAAAAUCGUGUAAUAAUGGGAUGCCCGAAUUUCAGAGACUCCCCAGUGGUUUGAAAUCACCAUCUCUCUUGUCACCUAUUACUUGUGUAAUAAUGGGAUGCCCAAUCAGAGACUCCCCAGUGGUUUGAAAUCACCGUCUCUCUUGUCAGCUAUUACGAGAUCGGGAAAUUGUAGAGGAGCAGGAGACGGUUUCAUUCAGGUGCUCAGCAGUUGCUCCUUUUGCAUUUUUAUUAGACUUCAGCUUCCAGAGCAAGGCUGGUACUCAAUUGUGGAUAAAUGAGGAACUCAAAAGCCAUUUCUUUGAAGCAGCAUCUGCAGAAGUAGGUUAAGCACUGAAAGGAACGCUGCUUCAAGUUUUUAAUUGUUGGUGCUCUUAUAUUUUAGGAGUAGUUUCAUUUGGGUUUUCGGUAAUGUGGCUGGUAGAUAUCAGGGCUUUCCUUCAUGGCAUGAUUAGUUGAACUGUUAUAGAUGUACCUUAUGCAUAUUGUUUUGUUCUGUUGUUGCCAUAAUUUCCUCGUCUUUUGAUGAAAACUCCUUUUCUUCUUUCUGUA
Molecule: messenger RNA, 4959 nt
Organism: Rhododendron vialii
Lineage: Eukaryota; Viridiplantae; Streptophyta; Magnoliopsida; Ericales; Ericaceae
Product: putative disease resistance protein At4g19050
Exons: 4
Coding region: 398-4462 (1354 amino acids)
Molecular function (GO): protein binding; ADP binding
Source: RefSeq, a predicted model, not a curated record